AGCAUUCCCGACAUGCGCUUCGAGCAGUCGUACCUCGCCUCGAUCCGGUCUCUGAUCCACGAGGUGUCCACCACGGAAGCGGCCGAUGACCUCAAGCGCAAGUCUGGGUUCGACAACGAAAAGGUUGACGGAAAUCCGGAAAUUUGGCUGGGGCGAUUACGAAUCGAAUGGUGGUCGCUCCUCUACUUGACAGUUCGAGACCAGAUCUUGUCACCCGUCAUUCAAGGGGCCGUCUUUGCCGUCGGAGGGAUAGCCCUGGGACACGUUCGAGCUUUCAUCGUCGCUCGG
Messenger RNA from Acaromyces ingoldii, 288 nucleotides. RefSeq lists its product as hypothetical. Gene Ontology annotation, molecular function: mitochondrion autophagosome adaptor activity. Lineage: Eukaryota; Fungi; Basidiomycota; Exobasidiomycetes; Exobasidiales; Cryptobasidiaceae. The annotation marks the transcript as partial. The transcript is spliced from 3 exons. Gene Ontology annotation, biological process: mitophagy. The record is from RefSeq and is a predicted model, not a curated record.